CAGGCCUGGCCGCCAGCGGCCCGGGGCCGCCCGCCGCACUCGGCGAGGCCCCGGCGCGCGGCGGCCCGCGCUGCCGCGGAGGUGCCUCAACGCCGCCGCCGCGGUGUACGACGCCGCGCUCGCGCUGGGCGCCUUCGCCUACACUUUCCUGAGCAACCCGCGAGCGCGCCGGGGCCCUCCGACACCCUGCGCGCCGCGGAGAGGAGGGCCAUCCUGGAUGUCUGCAGGCUCCGGGAUAGGCUGGAGCACGCCUCCAGCGUCCUCGAGACACAGGCGGCCAAGUGGGAGCUCGCCAGGGCGGAAAGAGUGCUGGAGGAUGUGGAGGCGAAGAUUCACAGGGAGUUUGCUGACCUGGAGAUGUAUCCCGUCCCAGACUACAUGCAGCCAACAUACCGAAAGGGUGGUGUCCAGAUGGCCGUCACAGGAGGCUCCGGCGUUGGGAAGUCGGACCGGUGGUGGAUCAAUGCCAUUCGCAGGACGAGUGUCCGAGACCCGGGUGCCGCGGCGACGGGCAUCACGGAGACGACGCGGCACCCGCAGAUGUUCACUUUCUGGCCCGGCCGAGCUGGGGUGUUCAACAAAGUGUUCGAGCAGGUCGGUCAGAUCCUCAGGAUGACAGGCUCGGAGGACUCACACACCGAGCGGCGUCGCGCGUCAGCCUCAGCGGAGCUGAUCCGGACUCUGGUCAAGAACAAGGACGCCUGGAGCUACAUUGACCCCCACCAGGACUCCCUGCAGGUGGGGGACCGCCUGCUGCUGAGCGGCCUGGGGGGCUCCAGGACAGAGGAGUGCUCGGCAGAGAUCGUCGAGCCUCCCGGGAGGAGCCACGACAGGAUCAGAGUACGGCUCGGAUGCGGGGAGGUCACAGACGUCAGCGCCGACCGAGUAUUGGGCGUCUUGGCCGAGUGCGCCAUUUGGGACCUGCCAGGGGUCGGGACGCCCAACUUCCCGCAGCAGACAUACCUCAGAAACAUGGGGAUUCGCCACUUCGACCUUGUAGUGCUCAUGACUGCGUCUCGGUUCACCGAGUCAGAGCUGAUGUUGGUUGGCGAGCUCGAGCGUUGGGGCGUCCCAUAUUUCCUUGUCAGAAAUAAAGCCGACUUCGACGUGCAGUCCGAGAUCGACGAGCUCGAACAGCAUUUUGAGGACUACGAGGACUACGACGGUGAGCUCGACCAGGAGGAAAAGAAAAAGAUCGAGGCGUCAACGAUCGAGAGCAUUAGGGAAUUCUUCAGGACAGAGCAUGAUCUUUGCAACAUCUACUGCGUCUCCUCGAGACCGAGGCACCGCACGCGCUUUGACUUUCUGCGCCUGGAGCACGACAUGGAGGAGGCCCUGCGACGACAGCGCACCGUGCUGUCGAGUGAUCUCCGAUAGCGCUCGCGUCUUCCAGCUGUUAGUUCUGUAGGCAGCAGGGGCAUCUGUACGCAUGUCGUUGUCGUGCUCGUUGUCUUUUCUGGAUCGCUGCUGUAGCGCCCUCGCCUGCCAGAAGAGCAUCUCUGCGCGUCUCCCUGAUUUGCCCCCCUGUCUUCGAGCGCGAGUCAAGUCCGGAUUGCCGACCACCAGUUGCCACGUUUGAGUACC
Prorocentrum cordatum is the source of this 1584-nucleotide messenger RNA. Lineage: Eukaryota; Dinophyceae; Prorocentrales; Prorocentraceae. The record is from the annotation of a GenBank genome assembly.